Molecule: messenger RNA, 2695 nt
Organism: Balaenoptera ricei (Rice's whale)
Lineage: Eukaryota; Metazoa; Chordata; Mammalia; Artiodactyla; Balaenopteridae
Gene: UBC
Product: ubiquitin C
Exons: 2
Coding region: 112-2625 (837 amino acids)
Biological process (GO): modification-dependent protein catabolic process; protein ubiquitination
Cellular component (GO): cytoplasm; nucleus
Molecular function (GO): protein tag activity; ubiquitin protein ligase binding
Source: RefSeq, a predicted model, not a curated record
ACCUGUAACUAUAUAAGGAAGCGCCGGGGAGGCGGUGAGCAGGCAGUUUCGUGAAGGCUGAGAACUGAGUUGCGGUUCUUCUGUGUUUGCUGUCGCCACCACCACUUGACAAUGCAGAUCUUUGUGAAGACCUUGACUGGUAAGACCAUCACCCUGGAGGUGGAGCCCAGUGACACCAUCGAGAACGUCAAGGGGAAGAUCCAAGAAAAAGAGGGCAUCCCCCCAGACCAGCAGAGGUUGAUCUUUGCCGGGAAACAGCUGGAAGAUGGGCGCACCCUGUCUGACUACAACAUCCAGAAAGAGUCCACUCUGCACCUGGUCCUCCGCCUCAGAGGUGGGAUGCAGAUCUUCGUGAAGACCUUGACCGGUAAGACCAUCACCUUGGAGGUGGAGCCCAGUGACACCAUCGAGAACGUCAAGGCGAAGAUCCAAGACAAGGAGGGCAUCCCCCCAGACCAGCAGAGGUUGAUCUUUGCCGGGAAACAGCUGGAAGAUGGGCGCACCCUGUCUGACUACAACAUCCAGAAAGAGUCCACUCUGCACCUGGUCCUCCGCCUCAGAGGUGGGAUGCAGAUCUUCGUGAAGACCUUGACCGGUAAGACCAUCACCUUGGAGGUGGAGCCCAGUGACACCAUCGAGAACGUCAAGGCGAAGAUCCAAGACAAGGAGGGCAUCCCCCCAGACCAGCAGAGGUUGAUCUUUGCCGGGAAACAGCUGGAAGAUGGGCGCACCCUGUCUGACUACAACAUCCAGAAAGAAUCCACUCUGCACUUGGUCCUCCGCCUCAGAGGUGGGAUGCAGAUCUUCGUGAAGACCUUGACCGGUAAGACCAUCACCCUGGAGGUGGAGCCCAGUGACACCAUCGAGAACGUCAAGGCGAAGAUCCAAGACAAGGAGGGCAUCCCCCCAGACCAGCAGAGGUUGAUCUUUGCCGGGAAACAGCUGGAAGAUGGGCGCACCCUGUCUGACUACAACAUCCAGAAAGAGUCCACUCUGCACCUGGUCCUCCGCCUCAGAGGUGGGAUGCAGAUCUUCGUGAAGACCUUGACCGGUAAGACCAUCACCUUGGAGGUGGAGCCCAGUGACACCAUCGAGAACGUCAAGGCGAAGAUCCAAGACAAGGAGGGCAUCCCCCCAGACCAGCAGAGGUUGAUCUUUGCCGGGAAACAGCUGGAAGAUGGGCGCACCCUGUCUGACUACAACAUCCAGAAAGAGUCCACUCUGCACCUGGUCCUCCGCCUCAGAGGUGGGAUGCAGAUCUUCGUGAAGACCUUGACCGGUAAGACCAUCACCUUGGAGGUGGAGCCCAGUGACACCAUCGAGAACGUCAAGGCGAAGAUCCAAGACAAGGAGGGCAUCCCCCCAGACCAGCAGAGGUUGAUCUUUGCCGGGAAACAGCUGGAAGAUGGGCGCACCCUGUCUGACUACAACAUCCAGAAAGAAUCCACUCUGCACUUGGUCCUCCGCCUCAGAGGUGGGAUGCAGAUCUUCGUGAAGACCUUGACCGGUAAGACCAUCACCCUGGAGGUGGAGCCCAGUGACACCAUCGAGAACGUCAAGGCGAAGAUCCAAGACAAGGAGGGCAUCCCCCCAGACCAGCAGAGGUUGAUCUUUGCCGGGAAACAGCUGGAAGAUGGGCGCACCCUGUCUGACUACAACAUCCAGAAAGAGUCCACUCUGCACCUGGUCCUCCGCCUCAGAGGUGGGAUGCAGAUCUUCGUGAAGACCUUGACCGGUAAGACCAUCACCCUGGAGGUGGAGCCCAGUGACACCAUCGAGAACGUCAAGGCGAAGAUCCAAGACAAGGAGGGCAUCCCCCCAGACCAGCAGAGGUUGAUCUUUGCCGGGAAACAGCUGGAAGAUGGGCGCACCCUGUCUGACUACAACAUCCAGAAAGAGUCCACUCUGCACCUGGUCCUCCGCCUCAGAGGUGGGAUGCAGAUCUUCGUGAAGACCUUGACCGGUAAGACCAUCACCCUGGAGGUGGAGCCCAGUGACACCAUCGAGAACGUCAAGGCGAAGAUCCAAGACAAGGAGGGCAUCCCCCCAGACCAGCAGAGGUUGAUCUUUGCCGGGAAACAGCUGGAAGAUGGGCGCACCCUGUCUGACUACAACAUCCAGAAAGAGUCCACUCUGCACUUGGUCCUCCGCCUCAGAGGUGGGAUGCAGAUCUUCGUGAAGACCUUGACCGGUAAGACCAUCACCCUGGAGGUGGAGCCCAGUGACACCAUCGAGAACGUCAAGGCGAAGAUCCAAGACAAGGAGGGCAUCCCCCCAGACCAGCAGAGGUUGAUCUUUGCCGGGAAACAGCUGGAAGAUGGGCGCACCCUGUCUGACUACAACAUCCAGAAAGAGUCCACUCUGCACCUGGUCCUCCGCCUCAGAGGUGGGAUGCAGAUCUUCGUGAAGACCUUGACCGGUAAGACCAUCACCCUGGAGGUGGAGCCCAGUGACACCAUCGAGAACGUCAAGGCGAAGAUCCAAGACAAGGAGGGCAUCCCCCCAGACCAGCAGAGGUUGAUCUUUGCCGGGAAACAGCUGGAAGAUGGGCGCACCCUGUCUGACUACAACAUCCAGAAAGAGUCCACUCUGCACCUGGUCCUGCGCUUGAGGGGAGGUGUCUAAGUUCUCCCUUUUAAGCUUUCGACAAAUUUCGUUGCACUUUUCUUUCAAUAAAGUUGUUGGCAUUCUCAAA